AUGAAGACCGCUUCUGGCCAUUUUUGCCACCUGCAUACUCCCAACUACUCCUUCUACACGCCAACGCCGUUUCCUGCUCUUGAACAGCACGUUUUGCCGCCUCGCAAUCGACAGACGCUCGAGCACACACUCUCGGCGAGCAUAGUCUCCGUCGUUCGUAUCGGAUACGUCUUGCUGAUCGUAGCACCAGUGCAUCUGGUGGCCGCACUUCUUAGCCAUGCCACCUGGCCCAGGCAAAAGUGGAUGGACAAAGGAUGGGGUAGAGGAGUGUUUCCGACAAGGCUGCCGAGCUGGAACAUAGGCCAGACCAUAGCAGUUCCUUUGGUCGGCAGUUUGUUCUGGGCGUUGGUGUAUGGGACACCAAGAGGGAUGGGGUGGGAAGAGGAGUGUACGAUGCCGAUGGCGAGCAAGUGGCUGUUCGGAAGAGGUCAUGAGGGUUGGUGUAUCGAGGCUGAGGGUGUGACGCUGCCUCCUCUUCCCACUAGCUCAAGCAAGGACUUCAACCACGCAUCUACCAAUCAUAAUGAUGUUGUCAGCAUAAGGAAACGACACACGACCCAAAAUGGUGAUGCAAUCGAACACAGUCCAUACAAAGACUUUUUCCAACGAGCAGCAGAAGCAACAUCUCUACAUACCUCGACCGCUGCGGAUACGCUGAGCAGAGCGCCUUCGCCAGCACCCUACGACCCUGUCUCUGAAAAGAUUUCCAUCGACGUCCUGCGAGGGCUAGUCACUGGAUCGCAAUUUGGCAUCUACCCUUUCCCUGUCGCCGCGUUCUGGCAAUGGAAGUCGGUAGCAGCCGCCGUCUCACGCGGCAAGGUCAUCUCUGUUAAACCAGGCAACGAUGUCGCCGGCGUAGGCUCGGGACCUGCUCUCUCAGCCGAUGAACGAAUGGUGCUGUUCUUCGUUGGAGGCGGCUAUCACUCUGGACAUGCGCCUCAAGGGCCACUGUCGUGGACUGUAUGCCGUCAGACGUCCCUGCGAGUACUCGGAGUCAACUUUCGCAAGGCCACGAGUGAUUCACGAGCCUUUCCAGCUGCUCUGCAAGAUGCGCUCGCUGCGUGGGUUUACGUGACCAAACGGUUGAAGUUCAAGCCAGAAAAUGUGAUCCUGAUGGGCGACUCAGCGGGUGGAGGAUUGGCGCUGAGUUUGCAGCUCUAUCUGAGCUCUCACGUGUGGACAGGGACGUCGUUGGGCAGAGCGAAAAAACUCGUCCUACACAGUCCAAUGACUGACCUCACACUGUCUACCGACAGCUUCGAGCGUAAUAAUGGUGUCGAUAUCAUCUCGCCUUACAUGUGCUCUCUUGCAAGAGACAACUAUCUGCGUCACAUCAUUCCGGUGCAAGGGCGCUCGAACGCUCUGCUUCAAGACAUGACCACCGGAGAGCGAAACAUCGAUAAAGUGGCAGCAAGAUACGCCAUCGAUCCGUUCGAUCUGAGCCGUUCCGAUCGGCAGUCGAAACGUUUCCGUCACGAACUGCAGAGACUAGCACAGGACCUGCCAGAGACGAUCCUCGAAUUGGGCGCUUUCCACCCGCUGUUCUCCCUUGGCCUCGAUGCGAGACAAAACAAAUACCUAGCACAGUGCCUGUUGCUAUUCGAUGCACCACCUGCAUGCAAGGCUGAGGAAGAACAAGGGCAAGAGGAGGAGAAGGAGAAAGACAUGGAGAUCCUAAUUACAGCAGGAACAGCCGAGAUUUUUCACGACCAGAUCAAGCUGUUGGUUCGCAACCUGCUCGAUCUACAUCAGCAUGACGAACAGAAGCUAGCGAGUCGAGUUAGAGUAAGUCUAGUAGAGUGCAUAGAUUGGCACCACGUGUUUGCCUACAUGAACUUGCCCGGUCAGGUAAAAGCGCGCGUGGAUGACCUGGUAAAGACGUUCAUGCUCGCCUGA
This is a messenger RNA of Mycosarcoma maydis (corn smut), 1896 nucleotides long. RefSeq lists its product as uncharacterized. Lineage: Eukaryota; Fungi; Basidiomycota; Ustilaginomycetes; Ustilaginales. The record is from RefSeq and is a predicted model, not a curated record. The transcript has a single exon. Gene Ontology annotation, molecular function: hydrolase activity. The coding region runs from base 1 to 1896 and encodes 631 amino acids.